Octopus bimaculoides (California two-spot octopus) is the source of this 319-nucleotide messenger RNA. RefSeq names its product ruvB-like 2. The record is from RefSeq and is a predicted model, not a curated record. Lineage: Eukaryota; Metazoa; Mollusca; Cephalopoda; Octopoda; Octopodidae. Gene Ontology annotation, molecular function: ATP-dependent activity, acting on DNA; ATP hydrolysis activity; ATP binding.
UUUAUAUUUUAUUUUUUCUUCUUGUGAAUAGGGAGCUAAAGUUGGAAAAUUGACUCUGAAGACCACAGAUAUGGAAACAAUCUAUGACUUAGGACAGAAAAUGAUUGAAUCUUUAACAAAAGAGAAAGUGCAAGCUGGAGAUAUCAUUACAGUUGAUAAAGCUACAGGCAAAAUAUCUAAACUUGGAAGAUCUUUCACUAGAGCCAGAGAUUAUGAUGCUAUGGGGGCUCAGGUAAGCAAGCCAGUUUUUAAUUAUAAUUUUGUGUAUAUGAAUAUCUUCAUUUAUACUUUUGUAGCAGUGUAAUUGUAAUUGGUAAAA